AUGGGCCGAUUCACCGAGUACUCUGUCAUUGGACGAACUCUCCCUACGGAGACUACUCCAGAGCCCAAGCUCUACAGAAUGAGAAUCUUCGCUCCCAACGAAGUAGUCGCCAAAUCCAGAUACUGGUACUACCUCCGUCAAUUGAAGAAGGCCAAGAAGGCCAACGGUGAGAUCGUUGCUAUCAACGUCAUCCACGAGAAAAAACCAUUGAAGGUCAAGAACUUUGCUAUCUGGCUCAGAUACGAUUCUCGAUCCGGUACCCACAACAUGGUCAAAGAAUUCCGAGCUCUCUCAAGAGCCGAAGCCGUCGAAGCCAUGUACCAAGAUAUGGCCGCUCGACACCGAGCUCGAUUCAGGAACGUUCAAAUCCUCAGAGUAGCUGAGAUCGAGAAGAAGGAUGAUAUCAGAAGACCCUACAUCAAACAACUCUUGGAACCCGGACUCAAAUUCCCUCUCCCUCACAGAAGAACCAAGAGCAAGGCUUGGUACGCUGCCAACCGACCUGUGAGUGGCUUUUAUAAACCCUUGACAUACUGA
Kwoniella botswanensis is the source of this 537-nucleotide messenger RNA. RefSeq lists its product as uncharacterized. Gene Ontology annotation, biological process: translation. Bases 1 to 537 code for a protein of 178 amino acids. The record is from RefSeq and is a predicted model, not a curated record. Gene Ontology annotation, molecular function: structural constituent of ribosome. The transcript is spliced from 3 exons. Gene Ontology annotation, cellular component: ribosome; cytosolic large ribosomal subunit. Lineage: Eukaryota; Fungi; Basidiomycota; Tremellomycetes; Tremellales; Cryptococcaceae.